AUGGAAGCGGAUGCAAAGGAGCAUGUCAAAAGAUAUGAACAAUGUCAAAAGCAUGCACUCAUCCUUCAUGCACUUCUUGAGGAGUUGCAAACCAUCACGGCACCUUGGCCGUUCUACAAAUGGGGGAUGGACUUAACAAGUGCCCAAACCUCUAUAGAGGAAACUCCAUUCAAGCUAACAUAUGGAUGUGAGGCUAUGAUCCCAGUAGAGAUCGGAGAACCAUCCUGGAGGAGGGUGCAAAGAUUGCAAGGAACUGAGGAAAAGAACAGUGAGGGAUUGGCUGUAGAGCUCGACUUACUGGAUGAAAGCAGGGAGAAUGCCAGAUAUAGAAAUAUGAUGGCAAAGCGCCUUGUGACGACGAGGUUCAAUAAGAAGGUCAGACCUCGGUCAUUCCAGAAUGGUGACUUAGUGCUAAGGAGGGCUGACAUCGACAACAAGAAUGCUAGAGAUGGGAAGCUCACCGUGAAUUGGGAAGGCCCCUACAGAGUUAAGGAAAACCUGGGAAGAGGAGCCUAUACAUUAGAAACCAUCUCUAAGAAGUCGGUUAAGAGAUCUUGGAACGCAAAUAAGCUUAAGGCUUACUACAGGUAG
This is a messenger RNA of Gastrolobium bilobum, 591 nucleotides long. RefSeq lists its product as uncharacterized. The record is from RefSeq and is a predicted model, not a curated record. Lineage: Eukaryota; Viridiplantae; Streptophyta; Magnoliopsida; Fabales; Fabaceae. The transcript has 2 exons. The coding region runs from base 1 to 591 and encodes 196 amino acids.